AUGUGUGUUUCUCUGUCAUGUCUCAUUUCUCGCACCGGCGCUCACCAUCUCCACCGUCCCCCUUCCGACGGUGUUUGUGUUUGUGCUUCAUUUCUCGCCUUGCCUGCAGUUGCCGACCUUCCACACAUCUCUUUCCUUUUUUUUUUUUUUUUUUUGCCUCUCGCUCUCUUUUUCUUCCUGAACCAAACAACAACAAAAAGAGAAAACAAAAAGGGGAGGAGGGACACGCCUGUCUGUGGCUGGGCGGUGCCACAUUCUUACAUCCACCCGCAGUAUCCUUCGCGGCCUGCCUCUAUUUCUCCGGGCCGAAGUGACGCACGCACCAACGCACAUAGAAACAUGUACACGACAAAAAGGAAAAUAUCACACGAGUCGAGGCCCGCAAGUCCCUACACGACGACGAGGACCACCACCAACAGCAACAGCAACAAGGACAACAAAAUUGGGGACGAACUGCUGCCGCUGCACGGCGAUCCCUGUCUUCGGAGUGCGGGUGGAGCCGGGGUGGCUGCGGCUACCGGUGACGCUGACGGCCACUUGCAAAAAGCGGGGAAGAAACUACUCAACCCGAUAAACACACCAGCCGCCGGCGUUAAACCCGACCCUGGCACGAGGGCAGUGAACCCAAAGAAGGUGUCAAAUACGGCAUUUUCCGCCCUCCCCCUCUUCGCACACUGUUCUUCUCCGACGGGGGCUAACGGGCAGGGAUUUCCUGCCGCUGCUGCUUCUGCGGGGUGGAGAGGGGCUGGCGAAUCCACUAAGAAGGGGAAAAACGACAUUUUUCAUGCCCCGGUUCGCUAUGUGCGGCCCACACCAAAAGAGAGACGCGAGCGAAUCUACGCGUACUACGCGGCGAAAAAACUUAUACGGGAGGCGGAGGCCAACUCUACACCGUCGCCCUCCGAAUUUCCCACGCCUUUUUCUUCUCAUGAGGCAAAUACUCGUGUGGCUGCUCCCGAUGGAACGCCAAGCGCGUCUGACACCGGCGCAAGGGAUUACAUAAACGAACAUGUGGAGCCUCAGAAGGACGGCGAGAAUGAAGUUUCGGAACCUUUGCGCAAAGAAAAUUUACCUCACUCGGACUCUGUAAAUGCUGAGGAGAGGUUACUCGAGCAGCUUCGCUACUUAGUUGAUCGGUACGAGAAACUCUACAACAGGGAAACGUUUGAUUGUAGCAAACGAGUCUUCCCAGUGCCUGCUCUCUCGCAACUGGUACACACGGAGGACAGUGAAGAGCAGCAACAGCAGCAGGGGCAGCAGCAAGGGAAGGAGGGGAGACCUGACUCUCCGACAGAAGAAUAUGCGUUCCGGAGCAAGGAAUCAUCAAUGGCACCUGGAUGUGACGAUUGGGGGCGACGUUUUGAACUGACGCUCUCUGCUCCGCAUUGGCAGGGACUUUCGGGAUUGGAUGAGUCUUUUCCUUUAUAUGAGACGGACCCCUCAAUUAUCCACCAAAGCAACGGCGAACAUGUUGGCGACGCGCUGCGUGAUACGCUCGCUUUUGAGCAGGAACGCCGCACACAAGGGGUACGGCGGCACCUCAUGAAGGCACUGUUGAGUUUUGAUUUGGUCUCACAGCAAUCGAGAAGAGGGAGGGAUGAUGGCCGCACAUCGACAUGUAGAACGGCCGGCUUUCAAAAUUACCCCUUUGAAGAUUUGACAGGUGUCUGUGAGACUCUUCUUGAUACGCCUGUGGACGCGGCGCCACACAGCCAUGUGAGACAGUUGUUAAAAUGGCUCGCAGAGGAGCCCACUGUGCAGAAAUGCGCCGAGGCUACCGGACGCUUGGUGACAUAUGUUCUUAUGCGCUCCCUCCCUGUGGAGCUGUACGAAGGGGAUCCGGAAGAUUACCGUACAUUACGUCAACGCAGUCGGAAGGCGGAAGCUAUGUCUUGCUCAAAAACACGAGAAGCGUGUUCGGUUGGCGAUUGGAGGAAAAGAGAUUCACCCACACAAUUGACCCAAACAGCACCACAAUUAACGGAAUUGCGUCAUGUGACCGAAGUGAAGUCGGAUAAUAAUAAGACAUUGACGGCAUUUAAUGAGGAGACAAAAGUGGACAAUCGCUACUUCCUUCAUCAGGAUUCCAUGUCGCUCACACAGGCGCUGCAAAGCGUGGCUCUCCAGAAGGGCAUCUGGCUUUCCUCCACUGUUCCGAUGAUGCAGCGUCCGCCUCUUCAUGCUUGUGGGCUUCCGCUGCGAGUCGCGCGUGGCAUCGCAUUAUGGCAACGUCCUCCCAGUGGCUCCAAGGACUCCACGUUACAAGGCAGCCAGGGCUUGAUGAAUGGAAAUGCCAAUACCGUCGAGACUUUUAAAAGCGGUAAAAAUUCGCGAGUAAAUUCACCUGAGGAGGCGGAUGAUUGGCGCCCCAAGACCCUCGCACCACUCCUCAUUAUUGCCUUUGGUGGUUACGGCGUUGCUCCGUUUAGUACCUGCGGGUCGCCACUGUCAACACCCAAGGGAAUGACAGGAGAAGUGGAUUUUUCUUUUGCAUCGGAACAACAACAUGCUUCUGAUGGCGCGAAUAACACAAUCCUCUCCGCCAUGAAUAACUUUAUGCAUCCGGAACCUGCGCUGCUACCACUUCAGUCUGUUAUGCGGGUCAUUUACGGCAGUGUGCGCUUAAACCGAUUGAUAAGUAUGGAUGAAAUUGCGGAUGUCUUUCCACCUGUCAUUUUGGAACUAUUGAUGGACGUUGUUAAGAGUUUUAGGGAUAUUUUUCAGAGUAUCUUAAACAUGUCAUUUGAACCGGCAUCUUCUCGUUCUUUCUUUCUUCAUACGUACCGUGAGACACUGCUGAGCUGGGCCACCAUUGUUGUUUGUGAGGGCCGCUAUGGGGCACGCCGCGGAACGGGCCGUCUGGGGACCUUUAAAGGUGCCGUGGACAAGUGGUGUCAUGCCAGGCAAAUUUACGGAGGAACAACUGAGAAGAUUGCAUUUUCUGGACUUGUUGAGAGGACGCUUCCAAGCAUGACGCAAUGGGAGUAUGACGAGCAGCUUUUUAUCCACACAAUAGACACGCUUCGCUCGGUAGUUAUUGAAACCAUAGGACGUGUUAAAGGCGAAUUGUAUUUUUUCAUGACGGGAGUUGAUAGUCGCAAAGCCGUUCUUGAGCAGCACCGUGAACGAUUACGUCGGUUUCGUGCGCGAGAGCAGGCAAUAAUAGCGGAGGCUGAGGAGCGUUUGCAGGCAAGUUUACCUGGUGGGAAUGUGGGCGUAACGAGGCCGACAAGCGCCGUUCAGUCCAUGAGUCAGGGGGAGGGGGAUAGGCCGCAGUCACCGUCGCGAAUUCACUCGCCCUACAGAGCUGGGCGAUCUUCCAGUCGUAGCUGCAGCCGUCACGAACAAAGUCGUCAUUUUCCUUUUCGUCGGCGUCCAGAUAACUGCAAGAGAUCCUUUUUUUCUAACGCGGGUAAUGAUUCAUGUCAGCGCACCGGAGAAUUUUCCUCUCGGCUGCCAUCUAAUUUGAUGCCCCGGCAACCAGGUUCCAAGUUGCAUGCGGGGAAGCGACAUAUGCAUGAAGACGGUGCCGUUGCAGAGAAUACUUUUUCUUCAUUACAGUCAACAUUGAAGCACUCACCGGAAUGGGGGGAUAAUACCGCACUGGAAAGCCAAUUUAUUGAUGGCAGCGCUGGUCCUCCGCUUUCGUUGAGGAAGGAAUUAGUUCCGUUGAAGAGUUUUUCCCUUUCUUCUACCAUUUCCGCUUUAUUCAAAAAGUCGACCGCGUCAUGCAAGGCGUCACAGGGACAACGGCAACCGUCGCCGGGGUCAUUUUUAUUUCGCACAGUGUCUUCAGGUACGCAAUCAAUUCGAUCCAUGGGACGACAGAAUGUAUCGGAACUUGCUGAAAAAUUGACAGUACGCAAUGUACGACGGGAACUUGUCUCUUUAAAAAUCCGGACUCGACAAUCGACGGUUGUGGCACGCGAAUCGGUGGAAGGAGAAGCUCUUUGUUCUCAAUUGUCUCCGCAAACGAAGAUGGCAUCCACGCAAGCUACAGGAAACUGUGGCUUGUCUGAUACUUGUAAAUAUGGCUUGGUUUCCGCCGCUGGAGGUUUUGGUAUGACCGUGACGACCCCGUCAUCUUUUUUUCGGUCCUCUUUGACGGCACCUAACCCACUCGAUGGGACACGGUCAAAGCCCACAUCGGACGAAACAACACUUGCCAGUGUUGUUGGUGCGAAGCAGGCGGCGUCCGUGGCACGAAUACGAAGAACCUGCGAAAACACAGCCCAGUUUUACCUGCACUUCAAUAACAUGAUAAAUGCUGAUGGAAGUGGUCGUUGCACCGGUGCGGAGAGUCAGUGGUACGCCACGGGGAGUAUGGGGUUCUACGAGCGCCGUGCGGUUGCGACCAUUAAGCGUUCGCGUCAGGUUGCUGGGUUUGACCUGCACCACCUUUCUCCCAUUACGGCAUUGGAGAGGUGUGUGCAGUGGCCGUCUUCCAGAGGCGCUCCGAGUCACACCGGCCGACAAGAGGAGGGGGAGGAGGAGGAACAACGAGAAGAAAAGGGAGGAGGAGGAGGAGGAGGAGGACAGCCGUCACCGUUGGCACAAACUUUGCGAGCAAAAGCGUGCCAAAAAAAAGGGUGGUGGACCCUCAAACCAAAGGAGUUGCAUUUGGGGGAGAAAAUGGUGCCAUGGACGUUGUAG
Molecule: messenger RNA, 4653 nt
Organism: Trypanosoma cruzi
Lineage: Eukaryota; Euglenozoa; Kinetoplastea; Trypanosomatida; Trypanosomatidae
Exons: 1
Coding region: 1-4653 (1550 amino acids)
Source: RefSeq, a predicted model, not a curated record